Cavenderia fasciculata is the source of this 117-nucleotide messenger RNA. RefSeq lists its product as uncharacterized. The transcript is spliced from 2 exons. Bases 1 to 117 code for a protein of 38 amino acids. Lineage: Eukaryota; Evosea; Eumycetozoa; Acytosteliales; Cavenderiaceae. The record is from RefSeq and is a predicted model, not a curated record.
AUGAUCGACCAAUUUCAAGAAAGAAUUAUGAUGAUUUUACAAUCAAAACAACGUAUUCAAGGUAUUAGAGCAAAGAUGGUAAUCAUUCAAUACAAAUCAAAGCCAACUUCCGGAUAG